CCCGUGACGCGGCCACCAGCGCCGCGGUCCGCGAUAGUCCGCGAGCCCACAGCGCGCGCCAUGGACGUCAACCGGACAUCGCCGGCGGCCGAGCAGGCCGGGGGCGAGGCGGGAGAGUUCCGCGACAAGAAAUUCCUCUUCUCGGACGCGCGCGGCGGCGGCCGAGACGUGUGGAUCGUGCGCGGCUUCCAGGUGUCGAAGCUGACGCUGUACCAGGUGCUGACGGUGGCGCUGGGCGCGCUGGCGGUGCUCUUCCUCAUCCUGCUGAUCGCCGUGUCGGCGGGCGGCGGCGGCGGCGGCGGCGCGGCCACGCCGCGGUCCAGUGCGCUUACCGGCCACGAGUGUGAGCAGCCGGCCUGCAUCCAGCAGGCGGCACAGAUGGUCGGCUACAUGAACUACUCGGUGAACCCGUGUGACGACUUCUACGAGUACGCCUGCGGCCAGUUCAGCGUGCGCCACCCGCGCGGCAUCCACAUAAGCUACGGCGUCAGUAACAUGCUGGAGGACUACAACCGCGGCCGGCUGGAGGAGCUCCUGGAGCAGCCGCAAUUUCACGACGACGACUCGGCCACCAGCAAGGCGCGCACGUUCUACACAUCGUGCAUCAACGCCUAUGACCAGAGUGACAACAACGCACGCAGCAUGGUGGACCUGAUCAACUCGCUGGGCGGCAUGGAGCUAUUCGGGACAUGGCAGGAGGACGGCUGGGACUUCCUCCAGACGUUCCAGAAGACGCGCGAGCUGCACCGCGUGCGCCUCUUCUUCGUGGUGAUCUGGUUCCAGAAGCUGAACCGCAUCAUCAUCCGGCUGCCGCGGCUGGGGCUUAGCGUGAGCAGCGCCUACAAGGUGGGCGACCCGCUGCACAACUCCACCAUGGACAACUACCGGCGCACCAUCACCAACGUUCUGGAGCUACUGGAGCGCGACAGCCUCGUGCUCGAACGCAAGGUGGAGCGCAACUGCAACAGCUCAUGCGUGCAGGAGAUCGUCGACGACAUCGUGGACGUGGAGACGCAGAUCAGCCAACUGGCCCCGGGCAUCAUCGACAUCCUGCCGAGUCCGCGCAACAACGUCAACAUGACGGGGCUCGGCCAGCUCACCGACCGCAUUGACUGGAUGGAGCUGAUGGACGCGCUCUUCGGCAAGGGGUCCAUCACCAACACCGUGUCCGUGCACAUCCCCAGCCGCGACUACAUGACCGGCAUUAACAACCUCAUCAACAAGACCAGCAAGCGCAAGAUGCAGCACUACAUGAUGUGGGCGCUGAUCCGGCAGUACCUGACGGCGCUCGGCCCCAAGUACUCGAUCCUCGGCCAAGAGCUCGAGCACAGCAUCGACGGCCGGGAGACCAAGUCGCGCGAGCAGAUCUGCUACGACCUGCUGCGGACGUACAUGGGCCGCGCCGUGCGCGCGCUCUUCAUCUCGGGUCACAUCGGCGACCAGAAGGUGGAAUCCGUGCGCUCGCUGGUGGCUGACGUGCGCGAUGUGCUCAACGACAGCUUCGGCUGGAUGACAGAGUCGGCGCGCCAGACGUCACAAGAGGUGCUGCGCAACCUGACGGUGCUCUACGGCCACACGCCGUGGAUCACCAACAAGCAGAAACUCGACGACUACUACAAGCACCUAUCGCUCGACACGACCGACUUCUUCCAGAACUUACGCGCCGCCUACGAGUCCCAGUCGAUCGAGUACAAGAGCAAAGGCACCACUAUGGAGGACGAGAGCGAGGCCGAAAACGGCUACUGGAUCAAGUCGGAGCCGUCCGACGUCAAGAUCUCCUUCAGCCCGCUGCUGCUGGCCAUGAACGUGCCGUACGGCGCGUUGCAGGUGCCCUGGUACCACCACGAGAACCCCAGCUACAUCAACUCGGCGGCGCUCGGCUCGAUUCUGUACAGCGUGCUGGCUCAGCCGUUCUUGCUGCAGCACCGCACCUUCCGCACGCCCAACUGGUGGGACACCGAGACCACUAACAAGUACAAGGACUACAAGACGUGCAUCCGCGACCGCUUCAGCAAGUACGAGACGCACAUCCCACGCGGCUUCCAGAUGAGCCAGGGUCGGCAGAAGGUGAUGUUCAUGCGUCCGGUGGUGCCGCUCGACCCGCGCCCCUCCAUGGACUACCUGCAGGCGCAGCACUAUGCGCUGCAGCUGGCCUACAAGCUGCACAAGAAACUGGAGGCCAAGCAGACCUCCGGCCCCAUCCUGCUGCCGGGCAUGAAGCACACGACCACCGACCAGUCCUUCUUCCUCGCGUACGCGCAGAGCCGCUGCCAGAACAACCAGAUGUACCUAGAGGUUCUACUCAACGCCGCCUUCCACAAGUUCCCGCACCCCAAACUGAUAAACAAUCUGGUGUUCAACAACCCGCAUUUCAAGGAGGCGUACCAGUGCAACAAAGUGCCGCCGCAACAUUCCAGUCGAGAGUGCAACCUGGUCUGAGCGCCCAGGCGAGACCGACCGGUCCGGCCCCGGCGGAGCCCCGCGCGCCGCCAGUGCGCCGCG
Pollicipes pollicipes is the source of this 2502-nucleotide messenger RNA. RefSeq names its product endothelin-converting enzyme 2-like. Gene Ontology annotation, biological process: protein processing. Lineage: Eukaryota; Metazoa; Arthropoda; Thecostraca; Pollicipedomorpha; Pollicipedidae. Gene Ontology annotation, cellular component: plasma membrane. The transcript has a single exon. Gene Ontology annotation, molecular function: metalloendopeptidase activity. The record is from RefSeq and is a predicted model, not a curated record. Bases 61 to 2439 code for a protein of 792 amino acids.